AACAUUUCAUUUGCACUGGCCUCCUGGCUUGGGAGUCCUGCUGAUCACUACUUACACCAUGAUUCAUAAUCCGCUUUUGGAUCCUUGGAGCCCUCCAGUACAGCUUUUACUUUUUAUGCAGUCUUUCAGCCUUAGAUGAAAUUAUCUUACUACUUUAUUGAUGCUGAAGCUCCGAUAAAUCUAGAGGUGGCCAUAUACCGGACCAAAGUACAAAUAGUAUAAGGCUGCUAGAACUUCAUAGUUAACAACACAAUCAGCAGCAGGCAACCCAUCAUGAAGCCGAUGGUUUUACCUCUGAUUCUUCUUAGCCUGCACAAUGUCAUAGGAGUUCCUCUUCAAGAUAAUACAGAAAUUGAUGUGGAUGGAGGAAAGAAAUUGGACAUUUUUGACAUCAAUGAAGGUGCAGGACUGGAUCUGUUUGAGGGAGACAUCAUAUUGGCUGAUACAAACCAAAGGAACUCAAUCAUUGGGGAUAGAUAUAGGUGGCCAAUACCUGUUCCAUAUUUUUUAGAGGACAGCUUAGAAAUCAAUGCAAAAGCAUUAGUUUUAGAAGCCUUUGAACGUUAUCGACUCAAAACUUGUAUUGAUUUCAAACCAUGGGAAGGUGAACCCAAUUAUAUCUCUGUCUUUAAAGACAGCGGCUGCUAUUCUUACGUUGGGAACUUACGGCAAGGAAAACAACAACUCUCAUUGGGCGUCAACUGUGAUCGCAUAGCCACAAUUCAACAUGAGUUCCUUCAUGCUUUGGGAUUCUGGCAUGAACAGUCCCGCGCUGACAGGGAUGACUAUGUCACUAUUGUGUGGGACAGGAUUCUGCCAGGAAGGGAGCACAAUUUUAAUGUGUAUGACGAUACACGAUCAAACUCCUUAAAUGUGCCAUAUGACUACACUUCUGUCAUGCACUACAGCAAGACAGCCUUCCAGAAUGGAUCAGAGCCAACCAUUGUCACUAAGAUCGAUGCUUUCAGUGAUGUGAUUGGGCAGCGUAUGGAUUUUAGCGACUAUGAUCUUGAGAAACUGAAUCGAUUAUACAACUGCUCCUCCAGCAUUAGCUUCAUGGACUCAUGUACCUUUGAGUACAAUAAUAUCUGUGGCAUGAUACAAGGUACAGGAGAUAAUUCUGACUGGAAUCAUGUUCUUCUCAGUGCCGCUGGGCCCAGCAAUGACCAUACGCACCUAGGGAACUGCAAAGACAGUGGUUAUUACAUGCACUUCAGCACCAGUACAGGAAAUGCUGGGGAUAAAGCCCUGCUGGAAAGCAGACUUUUCUAUCCAAAGAGGGGAUUUCAAUGUCUGGAGUUCUUCUAUUACUACAAUGGUAAUGAGAAUGAUGCACUGAAUAUCUGGAUUAGAGAAUACACAGAAGCCUCUCCCAACGGCACCCUAACAUUCAUCACCAGCAUUAAGGGAAAUCCAGCAGAAUAUUGGCAACUCCAUCAUGUUUCUUUAAAUGUAAAGAACAAAUUCCGUGUUGUUUUUGAGGGGGUUAAAGGAAAUGGACCGAGCAAUGGAGGAUUUGCCAUAGAUGACAUUAACUUCUCAGAAGCUCUCUGUCCUCACUAUAUUUGGCAUAUCAGAAAUUUUACGCAUGAGUCCAUAAAAGAGAAUGGAAGAAUUUACAGUCCCCCAUUGUAUUCCAAGGAUGGUUAUGCAUAUCAGGUACAAGUCCGACCCAAUGGUCCAGCUGACAGUCCAUAUGACCUUGCAAUAUAUUUCCACCUGAUAUCAGGAGCUAAUGACGAUACACUGCAGUGGCCAUGUUCUUUAAGACAGGCAAAAAUGGAGCUUAUGGAUCAGAAUCCAGAUAUCCGAAAGCGCAUGUCAAAUCAGAGAAGCAUCACAACAGAUCCUACGCAAGUGGCAAGCAAUGGUGACUUAUUCUGGGACAAACCUGCAAAGGUUGGAACUAGCGUUACAUUCCCCAAUGGAACCCAAUUCUUCCGUGGACCUGGAUAUGGAACCUCUGCAUUCAUUAGCCAUGACAGACUUCACAGCAGAGACUUUUUAAAAGGAGGCGAUGCUUUUUUUCUGCUGUCUGUAGAGGAUGUUUCACAUCUAAGUGCAUCUCAACCGACUCCUGUUCCCACCACCACUACAAAGCCCCCAGUAACAGACAUCCCAUCUCCAACCAAACCUGGUCCGGAUGUUCCAAAGGAAUGUGAAGGCUUCGGGUGUAAAAAUGACGGAGUCUGCGUCCUUGAGAAUGAGAAGCCAGUGUGCAGAUGUAAGGUUACUAAAGACUGGUGGUACGUUGGAGACAAGUGUGAAAGAAAAGUCUCAAGCCAAGACACACUUGUGAUAGCAGUCUCCUCUUCAGUGACCAUAUUUGCGGUUAUGCUGAUAAUCACACUCACAAGUGUAUUGUGCUUGAAAAAGAAGCACAAAAAGCAAAUAGCAAAGGCAGGAAAAGCUCAAACUACUGAAAAUGCAUAUACAUUCUAAAAAUGAGGCUUUUGUUCAACCAUCAAUAAAGAAGACCUACAUAAUGAAUAUCUGGUAUUAAACUGGUAUGACAACAUCGGCAGCAGCUCCUACAGCCUGAGGAAGAGAAUUACCUGGAAAUCAAGAUAAUUGCGUUGUGCAUAUAGAUGGUAUAGCAACACGUUAUACGGGCUUCAAAAGUCAUUGCUAACAUGGGAGUCUCCGGCUGCUGAACACCUGAGUGGACUGCAGUUUUACAAGAUGGUAUCCCCAGGCUAUGCAAUUCAUAAAAAAAGUGUAAUAUUAACAAAUAAAGCCAUUAAAAAGUU
This is a messenger RNA of Xenopus tropicalis (tropical clawed frog), 2750 nucleotides long. It is a transcript of the gene mep1b, whose product is annotated as meprin A subunit beta. Gene Ontology annotation, biological process: proteolysis. Gene Ontology annotation, cellular component: membrane. NCBI's taxonomy places the organism in Eukaryota, Metazoa, Chordata, Amphibia, Anura, Pipidae. The record is from RefSeq and is a predicted model, not a curated record. Gene Ontology annotation, molecular function: zinc ion binding; metalloendopeptidase activity; metallopeptidase activity. The transcript is spliced from 16 exons. Bases 274 to 2442 code for a protein of 722 amino acids.